AUGAUUCUACAGCGGCAAGUACAGCGCAGAUGGCUACCGAGCUGCCGAGCAUUGCUGGUGGCAUGCGUUGCACUACUGCUCCUCUGGUGGGCGCGCGCGAGCUGGUCGACUCGCUCUACAGUGGCCAACAACAACGGGCUCAGGGCAGCGCUCAAAUUCUCGCCCCUGUUUAUGCUGGACACCGACAGCUACAGGUCGCCCUUCGGCGGGUGGGGCGAGCGGAGCCUGCGCAUGCGGUGCAAAACGUACUUCCGGCAGACCUACGAAGUGCAUAAUGCGUGGGAAAACCGCCUGCUGCUCAGAAACGAAGACCAGUAUUUCAAAGACAUCGUCGCCUCGCUCGCAAUGGAGCGCCUGCGUGUGUACGACGAGUGUUUCAUCUCCGGCGGGCUCGCCGUCCACGACAGCAUGCUCGAGCCGCUCACGCGCAUCGAGCUGCGCACCCGCAUGUUCCCGUUCCUGGCUCCAUCGCACAGACAGGACCUCAUCUGGCCCACGGUCAUCAACGCGACCUCCGGCAGGCACAUCCGCAGGCUGCUGAAGAUAAGCACCGGCGAGCUCCACCGCAUCCGCCCGGACCGCUCGUUCUGGUACAACUGGCGCGAGUUCGCCAACGGCAGGGGCAUCGCCGUCGCGGUCAACGACGAGCUCGCCGACAGCUUCCAGGCCCUGCUCGCCGUCCUGGACCACCUCGGCAACACGCUGCCCGUGCAGGCCGUGCACAACGGCGGCGAGCUCUCGCAGCGGCGCUUCGACGAGCUCGUCGCGCACAUCCAGGCGCACUCGCGCCAGCAGGUGUUCUUCGUUGACUGCACGCCCACGCUGCGCAACAUGUGGCUCCGCAAGUUCGCCCGCGUCCCGCCCUCGCGGCUCGCCGCGCUCUUCAACUCCUUCGACGAGUUCGUCCUCCUGGACGCCAGCGCCGUCCCCUUCGUCCCCCCCGCGCAGCUGCUCGCGCUCCCCGAGUUCGCGGACACCGCCGCGCUCUUUUUCAAGGGCCGCGCCUACACCACCCAGCCGCAGCGCAGCUGCCUCCACAGCAUGGCUCGCCUGCUGCCCUCCGCAGAGGAGGCGCGCCUCUGGCGCGGCGCCGCCGCCUUCAACGCGUCCGGCGCCGCCGCCGCCUUCAACGCGUCCGGCGCCGCCGCCGCCCGCGACGGCGCGGCCGCCGCGCUGCUGCGCGCCGGCCUUGUCGACGGCCUCGACCACGCGCUCGUGCUCGUCCGCAAGCCGCGCGCGCUUGCCGCCCUGCUCGCCGCCCUGCUGCUCGACCUCCAGCCCCGCGCGCCCGGCUGCCGCCCCCACGCCCGCAGCCUCUUCCCGCUUGCCCUCCACGCCAUGGCCCUGCCCUACGCCGUCCACCCCGGCGCCGCCGGCGCCCUCGGCGAGCUCGACCCGGCCGCCCCCGCCGACUGCCCUGUCCUCUGCAGCGCCCAGCUCGCCCAUCUCGACGCCGCCGGCCGCCUGCUCUGGGCCAGCGGCGGCCUGCGUCGCUGCCACACCUCCGACGCCCGUCGUGAUUUUCGCGACAAUGACGCCCACUUCCGCCCGGCCCCCGCCAGUCCCGACGGCCUCGCCGAAGCCCGCGCGCGUCCGCUCAGCGUCCACGCCUUCCUCGCUCCCGCCUCGCCCGCCGGCUGGACGCCCCAUCCGGACUGUGCCCAUACCACCCACUGCGCGGCCCUCUGCCGCCAACCGUCCGCAGACGUCAUGCUUGGCACCCUACUCCGCUUCGGCCAAGCCGAACGCCGUCGCCACGCCGACCUGACACGCAUAUGGAACGACGCGCUGCCGGCGUUCCUGCGCCAGGCCUAG
Messenger RNA from Eremothecium gossypii ATCC 10895, 1815 nucleotides. Its product is annotated as ADR020Cp. The coding region runs from base 1 to 1815 and encodes 604 amino acids. Gene Ontology annotation, biological process: protein O-linked glycosylation. The transcript has a single exon. Gene Ontology annotation, cellular component: Golgi apparatus. Gene Ontology annotation, molecular function: alpha-1,3-mannosyltransferase activity. The record is from RefSeq and is marked provisional. Lineage: Eukaryota; Fungi; Ascomycota; Saccharomycetes; Saccharomycetales; Saccharomycetaceae.